Messenger RNA from Pisolithus orientalis, 6342 nucleotides. RefSeq names its product armadillo-type protein. The record is from RefSeq and is a predicted model, not a curated record. Gene Ontology annotation, biological process: retrograde transport, endosome to Golgi; intracellular protein localization; endocytosis. Lineage: Eukaryota; Fungi; Basidiomycota; Agaricomycetes; Boletales; Pisolithaceae. Bases 63 to 6062 code for a protein of 1999 amino acids. Gene Ontology annotation, cellular component: endocytic vesicle; Golgi apparatus; membrane. The transcript has 20 exons.
CGGUGCAACUCCAGCCUUCGGAUGCACACUGCAAACGACAGUCGGUUGAAUAUCUUGCAGUGAUGGCAACCGAGGCUACCAUUGAGCCCAUCGAUGAAACUCAACUAACAGGCGAUAAUGGAGAAAUCUAUUUGUUUCAAUGGUUGUCGUCGCUGCAAAAACACUUGAAAGAGGCCACUGCCGAUCUCAUCAAGGCCUCUCAGACCUCUGUGGAGGAAACUUUGUUGAAGAUUGUAUGUGGGUCCAGUGGAUAUCCACUACCUGGACGGGGGAUUCGCAACCUUUCGGCAAGAUGCUUUGUCGUUCAGUAUAGUCGUGGAGAGACGAAGACCUUAUUCGACACCCUCCGGACGUUGCUGAAGACUGCUGGUGACGCGAAAGCUUCAGAUAAGGAUAUCAUUCGAAUUGCGGCCUGUUGGACGAUCGGUGAACUCAUGGCGGCAUUUGGUUCCCAGUUUAUGUCUUUCAUGGCUGAAAUCGCUACCAUCUCAUUGAAGACCUUCAGAUCUUCCAGUUCAACUCAAAUGCGUUUUCAUGCACUAACUAUGCUCCGGAAGUCUCUGGAAAAUGCCAAGAAGGCGCUAACAGACACCGUUACUAAAGACGUUAUUAAAAACAUGAAGAACGGAAUAGGUGAUAAAGCACUUCCUGUGCAGCGUGCGGCCGCUAGGGUUCUCAUAACUAUGUUUUCGCCGGAGGAGUCUGUUUGCCUCUCGGACGCUGAAUCCGUCGUCACAUUGUGCAUCAAAACCCUCGAUAAUUGCGACAAGAUCACUCGACAAGCUCUAGCGCAUCUCGUUGGACACGUACUUGCCGCCACACAAGUCGCGCGAGUAGUCCCUGCACCCGAGCAGCAGAAGAGCAAGAAGGAUGCUGAGAACACCGAUGCUUCCAUCCCUGCUUACGUAGCUUCUGAGCACCUAAAACCACUCCUGGCACCUGGUGAAAUGUUGUCUCAAUUAUCGUCACACUUUAACAAGGCAAACCUCUCUCGAAGAGCCCGUGCGGGCAUAUUUGAUUUCUACUUCGCCCUCCUAACAAAGCUUGGUGCGGAGUUCGUGGAGAGUAAUUAUGCUCUCAUUGUCGGCCAUCUCAUGGUGGAAGUGGUUUCACAUCCGAAGAACAGUGCAACGAGAUAUGAUCGGCUCUUCACACGGAAGGUCGUUGGUGCCUUGCUUCGUGACCUUGUAGCUGCGCGAAUGUUGAGCGAGCAGGGACAAAUCGGUGCUAUCCAGGAACUGUCAUCGUCAUACCUAAGGAGAUGGCCAGCCUUGAUGCCUGGUCAGGUGGCACCGUCAUCCAAUGUCCUUACAAUCGCUCUCAGGGAGACCGCGGAGCUCCUGCAAAUGCUGGGUAACGCGCCUCCCGUAGUCCAGGAUGCCGUUGCGGAACCUUUAUUGACUCUCCUCACACACCCUAAUCAUUCUGUUCGCGUUAAUGCGAGCUGGGCAUUGAAAUGCUUCUGCUCCUCCACUCCUUUGCGUUUACCGAAGAUUAUUCUAUCUGUCAUAGAAUCACUUGACCGUGAUAUCGAGUCAUUGCAGUCUCCAGCUGCCCCGUCAGAUAUCGAUCGGCGCGCGCUUGGCCGCGCGUAUGGUCUUGCAGCAUUGGUUUCGACCAUUCCCGAGCGCCCUUUGUAUGUUUCUUUCGACGUUGCGACAAAUGUUCUGGACAUGGCCACACAACUCCUCAAACGCGCAGUCGAGCACGACGUACGCAUUGCAGGCGUAGAGAUUGAAGUCGCAUGGAUUUUGAUCGCGUCCCUCAUGCUUCUUGGUCCGAACUUCGUUCGGUCGCAUCUUUCACAGCUCCUGGUCUUGUGGCGCAAUGCAUUGCCGAAGACAAGCAACAAAGAUAACUCUCCGGGCCGCCCUGCUAGCGAAUGGGAGUUUCUUCUUCACGUUCGAGAGAGUGCUUCAGGUGCUAUCUUGUGCUUCCUACUUCAUAAUAGCCCUUUGAUAACCCUCGACGUUUCCCGGAGGAUUUCUUCCAUGCUGAACAAUGCACUUUCAUUUACGAAUGCAUUUGCCUCCCAAAUCGCCAAAGAACCUGUGUUACCAUCAACUGACGCAAAGGGACCCAAUCUCCGCACAAGAGAGUGUCUGCUGCGUUGUCGAGUAUACCAAUGCUUUGCUGCUCUCGGGACCUCCUCGCUGACGGAGUCUGCUCAAUCAAAUCUGCUCCAGUCCACCUUGACCAUAUUUGCAGGCCCGGAAGGCGACGGAAUGUCCGCAAUACAAGCUUCCAUCGCUUCGUCUUCUGGUUUUACCUCCGUAUGGCAAACCGCUGACGGUUUUGGAUAUGGGGUAACUACGAUAGAUAUUGUGGACGAUGAAACCGAGGGUUUGUUAAGUACUCAGACUGGGCGGCUCACGAACGAGCAGGUCGAGGAACUCACAACAUUGCUUCUUCGUAAACCAGUUCUGGGUGCACGUGAACAUGAUACUUUGUCUUUGUGUCUUCCCGGCACAUUGGGAAGUGACUCGCUGUGGUUUGACCCUCCUCCAUCGCCUUCAGCUGUUGUGAAUGCUGCUAUCGAAUUGUUCGCUCGAUUGCUCCCAUUGCAGGACCUGGCCACCACUACGCGAUUCGUCACGCAACUUACCGAGUUAGUGAAGUCGCCGAAGCUUGACAAGAAUGCUGGUCGCAAGGCUGCUGUAUUCGUCAAUGCUGCCAUAGCCACCGUACAAACCUUGAGAUAUGCUACGACCACUCACUAUCGCCAGGCAAAAGAAACCCUUGGUCAUCUUCAAGUAACUACUGCUUUAGCAGGAUUCCUCAAAGAUGCCUUGGUGGACGGAGAUCCGUUUUUACGCUGCGCAAGUAGUGAAGCGAUCGGUCGCCUGGCAAAUAUCUCUGGGACUACGUUCCUGACUAGCCAAGCCAAGGUCCUAGUGGACCAUAUCGUUAACAACCGCGAUCCUCAAGGGCGUGCUGGCUGUGCACUUGCCUUUGGGGAACUCUACAGUCACGUCGGCGGACUUGCUGCCGCUCCCAUCUUGAAAACGACAGUGAACAUAUUGAUGUCCCUCAGCAACGAUCCUCAUCCGCUUGUCCAUUACUGGUCGUUGACCGCUCUGGCCAAAGUCGUUAAUGCCGCGAGCUUGGCAUUCACUCCGUUCGUCCCAAGCACGCUUGGAAUGCUGGUGAAGAUAUACAUGUCGGAAGCCCACGAAACUGAAGGAGGCACGCCAAAUAAUGCAAACCUCAGUGGGGAUCUGCAGGCAUUCCCUAUAGUCUGUCGUAUUAUAGACGCAAUCAUCACAAUACUGGGGCCUGACGUCGAGGAGUCGUCAAGGACCAGGUCGCUUGUCCUGGACCUGGUGCGAGGGUUCUCUUCCGAGGAAGACGAAGAUAUCCUCGUCGAGGCCAUCAAGUGCACCCAGCACCUUCUCAUGUUUGCGUCAACUCACGUAGACAUCCCGGAUGCAGUGGCCCGCUUCAGGUCACAUCUUGCCUCCAACAGACGUCAAUUGAAGCUUGCUGCUAUAGACGCCUUGUAUCAGCUCGUCCAGAAGGAUGCCUUAGUGAUGUCAAGGCUGGGUGGCGACGGCCUAGUGGAAGAUCUUUUUGCAAUGCUGGACGGUGACCCCGGAAUUCAGGGGGUUCGAAGCGUCAUCAAGAGUUGGCUUUCUCAGACAGCAAUCCACAACCCCUCGGCUUGGAUUGACCUAUGUCUUAGAAUCAUGUUACGUACCAAUGCCCCACAGAAGACAGUCGACGCAGCGGCCAACCUAGACGACGAAGGCCAGUCACUCAACAUAUCCACAUCUGCCAGUAAUGCAGCACAAGAGGGCUCCUCCUCCGCUCCCACAUCAAGGUGGAGGACUCAACUUUUCGCAUUGGAAUGUUUGCACGAAAUUUGCACAGUGGUAGCUAAAUCGGCAAGGAAAGAGCACACGGACGUUCUCUUCGCGAAAUACAGAGGCAUUCCCGCCCAUGGUCUUCUUGUUUCCAGAAUACCUGAUUUGAUUAAAAUGGCAUUCACAGCAUCGGCUGCAUAUGUGACAGAAAUUCGGCUGGAGGGUCUGGUUGUUCUAUGUGAUGUCAUCCAGGUUUUUUCUAAGACACCAGACCCGGAUUACCCGGAGGCUUUGCUGCUCGAGCAGCAUCAGGCGCCGAUCACAGCUGCUCUUACCCCUGCAUUUUCUUCCGACUCAACGCCCGAAAUUUUAUCCUCAGCUAUCGAUGCCUGCGCCCUUUUUGUUGGGUGUGGUGUGGUAAAGGACACCGCUAGGAUGGGUCGGAUUCUGAAGCAGCUAACGAGUGCUCUGACAGAAGUCAACGGGAACGGCAAUUUGAAAAUGGGGACCCUUGGCGAGCUGAGCCCGAACGCGUCUGGGAUGCUCAGAGUGUCUAUUCUGGCUGCAUGGGCCCGAUUGGAAAUAGCGUCAACGGAACAAACAUACCUUCUUGAGGUUAUCGAACCCUACCGAGAAAUACUCGCGUCGCAAUGGGUUGCGUGUUUGCGUGAUUAUGCUACUAUCCGUGUAGAUUCAGAAUUUGUCUACGAUGCCUCAGUGCUUUCUUUGGACCCAUCAUUCGCAAAUCUGGGUAAAGUGGUGUUAUUACCGUAUUACUGCGACACAUGGGCUACCAUCCUGCAAGCGGUUGCCAAUGCCAUGGAUCGUGCGGACGGUUUUGUGGCCGCCGCCAUCCUUGGGCAAGACCCAAAAUCAAAUAUCAAUGGCGCUUCCACAGUCCGUGCUGAGCCAGCGCCACUUUUCUAUGUCAUCUUCGGUCUCGUGUACGAGGCUCUGGCGAUGCCCCCCUCCCAACCAACGAAUUCAGUCCAUCUACAAUCCGACGUCGCGACUGCGUCCCUGGGAGCCCUCAAAUCUCUCAUAGAUCCUCGUUAUUCUGGAAAGACACUGCUGGAACCGGCUAUACUCAAGGAGUUCUUCAAUUUGUGUCAUCGUAUGGUGAUGGUGGAAAACGCAGCUACCCUUGUUCACCUCCUGGUAGUUGUCCGUGCCUUCUGUAAGCAUUUCGGGCACCUCGGAAUCGAAGGCGCCGCCGUGUCCAACGAGAGUCUACCUGUCGACUCGGUCCGUGCUCAGUGCCUGAAGAUAUGCGCGUAUGUUCUACGGCACGUCAGACACAACCAAGGAGCUCCUGCAAUAACUGGGUCCCUCCAAGAGCUAGCCAAGAUGAUAAGCGGUGCCUUGAGUAACUUCGAGCUUGUGGCAACAACGACGGUUGGCAACAUUCGAGAGGAUGUUCGUGGCAUUGGAUGUGUACUCUAUGCAGAGCUACUGAAGGAUGAAACGUUAGACAUAGACCUUGUAACCCCCACUCUGCCUGCAUUCAAGGCGUUACUGUCGGUCGAGGUGAAGGAGAGUACUCGUGAUCGCUACGACCAAUUAAUUCAUGGACUGGUAUCCUCGUGCCUGCUGAACAUUGACGAUAUGCGUGGACGAGAGGGCUCGGUUUGUACCAGAAAGGUUAACACGAAUAUGCUGGCCGCUGUGGUCAUCCUGACCAGCAUUCCCCCUCGAGCGAAAAUUGCAUGUGGAGUCGUCGAGCACCUAGCCCAUCUUAUCUGCCAGAAACUGGAGGAGAGUGAUGAUAUGGCUAUGAUAGCAGUUCACUGUUCGAAAACGCUCACAGUGGCGGCAACGGGCAGCGACCUUCUUCGUAGUUGCUCCCGAUUACUCUUACCCGCACUAGUGCAGUACGUUGCUAGGUUAUCACCCCGCAUAGACGACGAUACCCUAUCAGAGCAACAUUGCUCUGCCAUCGAGGAGGUAUAUAAAACGUUCGCCGCGCUACUCUCGUUGGCGACAGAACAGAAUCGCACUCGCCUGCUGUGUAUAAUCCUGCCUACGAUUACUCUUCUCUUACGUCCUUCGCGCGUGCCCGCGCCCAGCAUUCAUUCGAGCGCUGUGUCACAACUUUUAACACUCGCAGCGUCAUCCCCGACAUUUUUCAAGGAAGCUGCUGCCCAGCUUGAUCUGAAAGUGCGAGAAGUGCUUGAACUCUCCAUCAGGAAGGCAGUUGAAGGUGCAUCAGCUGUCACUCAAACAACGGCAAAACCGCAGAUUUCUUUGAGGUCUUUCUGAUGUGCAUGGCCCUUAUUCAAUCAAUCUUCGCGCGAAGCAAGAGAACGGGAAUUUGGGCUUGCACAAGGGCAGGGAAAGAUCUCCAAGCUGCUCGAAGGCUUAAUGUAUCGUAGUCAGGCUGUAUCGGCCACUGGUUACCCAGAUCUGCUGGUUUUAUAGCAUUGUCACGGUUUUACAGGGUAGUUUGGCUUCCAGCCGUGGUUAAUGUAAUCAUGACAGGCGCAUACUGAAGCUCUCGUUUGUCAAGUGUUGCUCUUGCAAUGUAAUUCCUACGAGUCUG